UGGUGAGGGUGGCUAAUAGGUGAGGUGGGGGUUGAGAUGUAUUUCAGCACAAAAAGCUCUGCCUUGUCACAUUGAAGUCUACUUUCCUUUAAAGAAACUUGCUAGAAAAGAAAGGGGGUGAUAAAAACAACAACAACAACAAAAGCUAUCACUAUUUUCUUCUACUGCUACCUCAACCAAACAGAGAAAAAAAAAGGCCCUGCCGGCCCUUGAGACAGUGAGUUCGCACUUGACAGAGGAUUUUCGCUUUGGCUGAUUACCUUUUUUCGUCCAGGUGUGAAGAGAUAAGGAAAAAAACAGACGUGUGUGUGUGUGUGUAAAAUAGGAAAAAAACACAGCGAGUGAGUGUAUGUGUGCGUGUGUAUAAGAUAGAGGAAGAUAGAUUAAGGGUUUGUACUGUGUUUAUGUGUUGGCGUUUGUUGACGACUUUAUAAUUUACUUCGUUAAUGAUUUAUUAUUAGUUUUUUUCUCCCGACCAAAUUCCAUCAUUCUGCUGUUACCCUCUUUCAAGAAUUAAUUCACCGGAAAGAAAACAAUCUUUUUAUUUCACUCAUUCAUUCCAGGCUUCGUAGGAAGUUCGCCCUUUGCAACCCACACCUCUUUGACUGUCGGAUCCUUUCCCUCGUUCACCUUUCAUUCUCAUAACAAAACCAAAUUAUUCCAGACCAAAAUAAUUCAUUCGUUAGUCACCAACAACAUUUUAGUUUAUUUAUUCAUUUAACUAGGUCAGAGGUUAACACAAAAAAAAAACCCUCCAAAAAAACUCAGGUGAACGGACCAACAGCAAAAAACACCGUCCCUCUUAAGACUAGAGGAAAAUAAUAAUAAUAAUAAUAAUAAUAAUAAUAAUAAUAAUAAAUAAUUAUUAUUUUCUUAGGAUUGGGUCAUCUCACACACCCCCAAACAGAUACUCGAACAUAUUGCUUUCAUUUUGAUAUCUCUAUUCGUACAUAAUUUCCGGUUUUACUCCCUUUUAAAAUACGUCUCCAUUAUUUAUUCGAAUCAGCUGGGUUUUCCGAAGCUGGUCACCGCUACAGAGCACAUGGGCUCAUCUUGAAUUGAAUAAACAUUAAUUAUAUACCUGCCUUGUUAAUUAGAACAGAGAGAUAGACAAACGGACACGCAGGCAGACGAAUAGAUUAGGCAGGUACUUUGAUAAAGAUCAUAUAAUAUAUAUAUAAAUGAGAUAGUUUGUUGUGGUUUGUUAUAGACUGGCAAGUGAAGAAGUAAAUGGACUGAGUGAAGGAGAUAAAUAGGAACAGAGUGAGCGAAUGAGAGAGAGAGAGAGAAAGAGAUCGAAUGAGCGAUUGAGAGAGAGAGAGAGGCUGCUGCUGCCAGACGGAGAUGAUCGGAUGAAAGAAAAAAGAAAAACAAACAAACCCACCUGUAAAAGGUAAGGGUAAGGAAAAAAAUACCUUACUACCACCUUCACCACCACCACCACCAACAACAACAACAGUGCCACCGGCACCAUUAAUAAUAAUAUAAACAGUAACAACAGCGGCAAGGUUUGUUGCUUCGUAAGAAGAACAAAAAGAAAAUGAAGUUAACUCGGAUUCUGUUCACAUAUGCCCGGCGUAUUGCCGCCGUAAAGAGUAAGAAAUUCGUCGAAUUUGAUCCCGUCUUUGAGAGAUAUGCAUCUUUUAAUCCGUCCCCGCUGUCUUUGGAGAAGUUUAUGGAAUUUGGAGGUAGUCAGAAUGCGUGUGAAAGGACUUCAUUUGAAUUUCUGCGUAAAGAAUUGCCUGUUAGGCUUGCCAAUAUAAUGAAGGAGAUCAACCUUCUGCCAGACAAUCUUCUACAAAUGCCUUCAGUGGCCAUGGUACAGAGCUGGUAUCAGCUGAGUUUCAAAGAGAUCCUUACAUAUGAAAAUGCUGACCCGGACGAUAAUGAAAUGCUUGAAAAUUUUAUAUUUUCCAGUUUUACCGAAAGAUUGGUGAAGAUCAGGAACAGACACACCAAUGUUGUGGAAACAAUGGCCCAGGGUGUCAUAGAACUGAAGGACUCUCAUGGCAUUGACAGCAACACUGAGACUCGCAUCCAGUACUUCUUGGACCGGUUCUACAUGAGCAGGAUCAGUAUAAGAAUGCUUAUCAACCAACACACUCUCCUGUUUGGCUCCCAGCUUGCCCAGAAUAAUCGUCACAUUGGUUGCAUUGACCCCAACUGUGCAGUUUUAGAUGUUGUCAAAGAUUCCUAUGAGAAUGCCAAGUUCCUCUGUGACCAGUAUUAUCUCAAUGCUCCAGAAGUGGAAAUCAAGACACAUAAUGCCACAGUGCCAGACCAAAAAGAAGACAUUCGUAUGGUCUAUGUUCCAUCACAUUUAUAUCAUAUUUUGUUUGAACUCUUCAAAAAUGCCAUGAGAGCUGUUGUUGAGUAUCACCCCGAAGACAUGGAACUGCCAAAGUUAAAUGUCGGCAUCACCAAAGGAGAUGAAGAUGUGACUAUAAAGAUGAGUGACCAAGGAGGCGGCAUUCCUCGGAGUAAGUCCGACUUGUUGUUCCAUUACAUGUAUUCCACUGCACCACAACCAAUGCGAUCAGAGAAUGGGUCAGCACCACUGGCUGGUUAUGGUUACGGCUUACCAUUGUCUCGUCUCUACGCUCGUUACUUCCAUGGAGAUUUGAUCCUUAGUUCUGUCGAAGGCUUUGGAACUGAUGCAUUUAUCUAUCUAAAGUUGUUUCCAAGUGAAGCAAAUGAACUUCUGCCUGUUUACAACACGACUGCUUCAAGAAUGUACCAUACAGAUACCCUCAUCUCAGACUGGAGUUCUCCAGGGGCUGGUACGAACAUGAGUCGCAGUUAGUAGUGACAAAUGCAACCAAACAACAACAUGAGUCACGACUAGCUGCGAUCACUGUUACCUACAAACAACAACAACACGAGUCACAGCUGGUUCGGACGACUGUACGAGCAUGAGUCACAGCUAGUAGCGACUAUUGUACCAAGAGCUGUUUUGGUCAGAGGCUUUGGCUGCUGAAAAUGGAAAGUUUUAAAUAAACAAAAAUGUAGAGUUUUUAAAAAAUGGAUUUGAAGUGGACAUUUUACAAACUGAAAAAUAUCUUCAUCUUUCUUUACUUCUUUUUUUUAUUUUUUAAAUGAGAGCAAGCUGGACGAAGGAACUGAUUCCAAGAUUUCUUGCUCUCUAACUAGAAUUUCUUUAUUUGGUUCCAGAAAGAUGAUUUCAAUUUGACCUCCUGGUCCUUCUUUCUCCCUCUGUACAACCCCCCCCCUUUUUUUUUUUUUUACUCAUUUUUCUUUUUAUCUUCACCUUAGACCUCUACUACUACUACUACUACUACUACUUCUUCUUCUUCUUCUUUACCUCCUCCUUCUUUUCCUCCUACCCCUCCUCCUCCUUCACUCUUGCUGUUGAUAAAUGUUUUUUUUUUCCUUAUAUAUAUAUUGUACAUUUGAGAACAAUAACAUUACUAGUCAGUAGGUUUCUAAUGAGCCAGUCCCUGGUUCAAUUCCAACAGCAAGAGUAACUUGAGGUGUCUGCACACUUGGCUUUUGAAAGCCUGUAUCUCACCAGCUAAGAAUUUACUCCAAUUCUGUUGUUGAGUGCAGAGAAAGUUCCUAUCCAAAGUGUGGGUCUUGGCAUCAGGUGUCAAGGGGCCAUCUACAGGCACAAAUGUAUUGGCCCUUGUAAAAUGGCGUCUUUUGUGCUGUUGUGGCAGCAUUAUUUUGAAUUUUGAUGGUUCAUGGCUUAUGUGCAAUUUUGUAAAGGGAUAUUGCUGGUUGUAAGCUGUUAAUGGUGAGGUCUUUCACAAAAUCAGAUCCACCAUGUAGGUGGGUGUGUGUGUGUCUAAAUAUAUAUAUAUAUAUAUAUACACACACACACAUACACACAUGCACACACACAUUUUAUAAAAGGAUUUGCAAAGAAUUCUUUAUACAGUCACAAUAUUUGAAGCAAGAUUUGCUUAAAUUAAAAAUUAUUAAUUACAUAAAACUCUUUUUUAAAAAAUCCAGGAUGGCAUGAACCUUCCAAAGGGUUCUUACCAUUUUGUUAUUUUAAGUUAAUUUUUGAUAUAAUUAAAAAUUUUUGAUUUAAAAAAAAUCUUUCUUCAUAUAUAUAUAUAUAAGAGAGAGAAAGAAGUAGAGAGAUGUGUGUGGAUGUGUAAGUGUUUAUAUGUCUAUCUGCAUGGCUGUAUAUGUCCAUAUAUUGUUAAAUAGUAUUUUCUGCAGGGUUGGUCCAAUUUGGUAUCUGAGUUCAAAAUCUGGAUUGUAUGUUCAAGGUCCUUUAGGAUGUUGAGGUAACAACUGUGUCAGAGGUCAGUAAAUUUGACCUCAUUAUGAAGUCAUUGAAAGCGGUGAAAGUCUUCCAACUGCUCCUCCUACAGGUAGCAGCUUCACUUCCCCAAGUCCAAAUUUUUUUUCAAAAGUCAUUAAUAAUGAAUCCUUUCCAUCAUUUUUGCAAGGAAUUAAGAAAGAAAUGUAAAAAAUAUGGGCUUCUUGGUAGAAUGUUGUGCCUCUGUGGACAUGCCUAAAUUAUAGAUUGAUUGAUUAGUAUCAAUACUUUAGGAUCAUUGUAUUGAACAAUGGAGACGGUACUUAGCAGGGUUGCAGAUCCUAUCAGCCUGACCGAAGCUUUAUUUUCCAAUAGUGGAGUCACUCAAUGGUGAAACUAUGCUCACUGUUGACUAUGCUGGCUAAGCAUGGUCACAGGACUGACCAAUUGUUGGAGCACAUAUCUAAGAUCACUGUUUACAUGAUGCAAGCAGUUGAUCACUAGGUCAUAUCCCAAAUGAGCAGGACUAUGCUUGACUAGUAAAUACAAACUCACUUGAUGGAGGUUCUUGUUAAGAGCAAGAAAGUGGGCCACGCUGGUGGGAAACGGCGAGGACCUUUUAUAAUGUUUGGUCCUGAUGA
Octopus sinensis (East Asian common octopus) is the source of this 4872-nucleotide messenger RNA. RefSeq names its product pyruvate dehydrogenase (acetyl-transferring) kinase, mitochondrial. Gene Ontology annotation, biological process: protein phosphorylation; regulation of glucose metabolic process. Lineage: Eukaryota; Metazoa; Mollusca; Cephalopoda; Octopoda; Octopodidae. The coding region runs from base 1541 to 2803 and encodes 420 amino acids. The record is from RefSeq and is a predicted model, not a curated record. The transcript has 12 exons. Gene Ontology annotation, molecular function: pyruvate dehydrogenase (acetyl-transferring) kinase activity. Gene Ontology annotation, cellular component: mitochondrion.